AUGGCAGACGAGGCGGGGAUGCUCGAGCUGCCCUUUGUCCGUGAUGACCAGCUCACCCGCUGCAUGCGGCUGCGAUUCCAGAGCCUGCAGCAAAAAAACAUGAGGCCCCAGGAUGGUGAGAAGCUGCUGCGUCCCAACGAGCACGUUUACCGAGUGGAUUUCAUCCGGCAGCACAACCUGCGCUUCCUCCGCUGGGACAUCCAGCUGGAGAAACCUGGGAAGGUCACAGUGACCGGCACCUCCCAGCACUGGACUCCUGAUCUCACCCACCUUAUGAACCGGCAGCUGCUGGAGCCAGUGGGCAUCUUCUGGAAGAAGCCAGGGGCCGAGGAGGUAGAGUGCAAUGGGGCAGAUGCCCAGGAAUUUGGGGAGCGGAUAGCGGAGUUAGCCCAGAUCCGCAAGGUGAUGUAUUUCCUCCUCGCUUUCACUGACGGCCUUGAACCAGCUCAGCUGAAGGGCUCCAUUGUUUUUAAAGCCUGA
Leptosomus discolor (cuckoo roller) is the source of this 480-nucleotide messenger RNA. It is a transcript of the gene OMP, whose product is annotated as olfactory marker protein. Gene Ontology annotation, cellular component: cytosol; axon; nucleus. The record is from RefSeq and is a predicted model, not a curated record. Gene Ontology annotation, biological process: signal transduction; sensory perception of smell. Lineage: Eukaryota; Metazoa; Chordata; Aves; Leptosomiformes; Leptosomidae.